This is a messenger RNA of Rhododendron vialii, 2067 nucleotides long. RefSeq names its product serine/threonine protein phosphatase 2A 57 kDa regulatory subunit B' beta isoform-like. Bases 353 to 1792 code for a protein of 479 amino acids. Gene Ontology annotation, biological process: signal transduction. The record is from RefSeq and is a predicted model, not a curated record. Gene Ontology annotation, molecular function: protein phosphatase regulator activity. Gene Ontology annotation, cellular component: protein phosphatase type 2A complex. Lineage: Eukaryota; Viridiplantae; Streptophyta; Magnoliopsida; Ericales; Ericaceae. The transcript is spliced from 2 exons.
CUUUUGUCACAUUCUCUAUCUAUACUCUCUCCCUCUCUCUCUCUCUCUCUCUAUAGUAACCAGAAGAACCUCCCCCUGUGCGAUCGACGGGCCCGCUUUCCGGUGAUCCAUUGGCGGCGCUCGCCGUUGCGUUCUAGCUUCCCAAUGUUACAAUUUCUCUCCAGUUCUCGACUAUAUCCAUUUUUUGCUUUCCUCUUCAAUAAAAUGUCAUCACCGCAAAAAGCUUCGCUGAUUUGAAUGUGCUUAUCGGUGCAACCGAUGAAUUAAAUAGUAUUGCGAAUACAAGUCUAGGGGUUGGGGUUAAAUAUCAAAGAAAAGAAUAAUUUCUGGGGUUGGGGUUUAUUAGAGUGAAAUGCUGAACAAAUUUAUAAAACGCCGGCAGCGUAAGCCCUUCAAAUCGGACGGUGGUAAUGACUUAGGGUUUAUUCCACCAGGGAAUCGAAACUCCAGUGCUGUUUCAACCUCGAAUCACACUUCUAGAACCACUCCGUUAUCCGUUGCCAAUUACGGUGUCCCCCCACCUAGUGCGACCGUAGAGACCCUACCUAUGUUCAGGGACGUUCCGGCCUCUGAACGUCAGACCUUGUUCCUUAGAAAAGUUCAGGUUUCUUGCUUCCAAUUCGAUAUGUCUGAUGCCCUAAAAAUGAUGAGGGAGAAGGAGAUUAAGAGGCAGAGUCUAGUUGAGCUCGUUGAUUUUGUGCAAUCCGGGUCAGGGAAAAUCACAGAGACAAAUCAAGAAGGCAUUAUCAAGAUGAUUUCUAUAAAUAUAUUCCGUUGUUUGGCCCCGGCAUCUCAUGAAAAUACGGGUUCCCAAAACAUGGACCUGGAAGAGGAGGAGCCCUACAUGGACCUCGCGUGGCCCCACUUACAGUUGGUGUACGAGCUACUUCUGAGAUAUGUGGUGUCCUCCGAUACUGACACCAAGGUUGCCAAGCGGUGCAUUGACCAUUUGUUUGUUUUACAACUUCUUGACUUGUUUGAUUCUGAGGAUCCUCGAGAGCGGGAAUAUUUGAAAACAAUCCUCCACCGGAUAUACGGGAAAUUCAUGGUGCAUCGCCCUUGUAUUAGGAAAGCGAUCAAUAAUAUAUUCUAUCGGUUUAUAUACGAGACAGAGAGACACAGUGGGAUUGGUGAGCUCUUGGAGAUUCUUGGGAGCAUAAUCAAUGGGUUUGCUCUGCCAAUGAAAGAGGAGCAUAAGUUGUUUCUUGUUCGAGCUCUUAUACCAAUGCACAAGCCUAAGUCGAUUUCAUUAUACCAUCAGCAGCUCUCAUACUGCACUAUUCAGUUUGUCGAGAAAGAUUACAAGUUGGCUGACACUGUAAUAAGGGGUUUGUUGAAGUUCUGGCCUGUCACCAAUUGUCAAAAAGAAGUGCUUUUUCUUGGGGAGCUAGAAGAAGUGCUGGAGGCAACACAGGCUGCAGAGUUUCAGCGCUGCAUGGUCCCUCUAUUUAGACAGAUUGCGCGUUGCCUUAAUAGCUCUCAUUUUCAGGUUGCUGAAAGAGCUCUUUUUCUAUGGAACAAUGACCACAUUGUGGGCUUGAUUGCACAAAAUCGGAGCAUCAUUUUGCCAAUCAUUUUCGAUGCAUUGGAGAAGAACAUUCAGUCUCACUGGAAUCAGGCAGUCCAUAGGUUGACUGUUAAUGUUCGCAAAAUGUUAUCUGCAAUGGAUACUGAACUGUUUGAGGAGUGCCGAAGGCAAUAUACAGAGAAAGAGGUCAGGGCAAAAGAGAAAGAAGAGCGGCGGGAAUUGAAGUGGCAUAGAUUGGCCGCUGCCGCUGCACAAGGAGGGUGAGAGAGGAUGUGAAUGUGAUUUAACUCAUUACUUUACUUGGCUUCUCUAUCUUGCUCUUCUUUUUGCAGUUUUUUUCCCAUACUCAAUUAUUUUAGCAAGCAGUGUAACUUAGAAUGCAUAGAUAGUUGCUGGUGGCAAUAUGCUGCAGACUAAAAAUGGUUUGUGAAGUAUCGCUUGUAUUUUUGCUCCUCCAAAUGUAGGAACCAUUUAUUUGGUUUUAGAUGCACAAACAGGGACUUAUCUUCCUAUGGUCGAUUGAUUUCUAAUGGGUUUUG